GUUGUGAAGGUUUUUGUUCUCUUUCUUUCAGGCUAUUUCCUUGUUGUAUAAACUGCUGUACAACCAAAUUCACCAACAAGAUGCCAGAACGAAGAGGGAAAGAUGAUGGAUCUCUACAUCCCGAGGAAAUGUUCGGCAACAAAUAGGCUUAUCACUGCAAAGGACCAUGCAUCAGUCCAAAUUAACAUAGGGCAUUUGGAUGAGAAUGGGGUUUACACUGGGCAGUUUACCACUUUUGCACUCAGCGGCUUCAUCCGUGCUCAGGGAGAUGCUGACAGCGCUCUGGAUAGACUCUGGCAGAAGAAGAAGGCUGAAGUCAGGCAGCAAUAGACGUCAACAUUCAGUCAUGGUGGUUUAGCGAUCUUUCCUUUACCAUGGAAAGGAUUUGGUUUUACUUGGUGCUUUUUUAGUUAGGCUACUAGCAUAUGGUUUGCUCUAAAUUUCGUUUUGUGACUAUUGAUUGCUGCUGUUCGAUCUUGUUAAACCCCCUGCAACUAUCAAUGCCUUUCAGUCUCGUAAUUGGUGCUGUGAUUAUUCACAUUUAAGGCUUUCAGCUCAUUAAUCUCAUGUGUAGGGAAUGUUGAGCUAAUUCCACAGAUGUCUUACCGGAUCUUGGAAAACAGAGUUCAUUU
Molecule: messenger RNA, 632 nt
Organism: Phoenix dactylifera (date palm)
Lineage: Eukaryota; Viridiplantae; Streptophyta; Magnoliopsida; Arecales; Arecaceae
Source: RefSeq, a predicted model, not a curated record